This is a messenger RNA of Strongylus vulgaris, 255 nucleotides long. The record is from the annotation of a GenBank genome assembly. NCBI's taxonomy places the organism in Eukaryota, Metazoa, Nematoda, Chromadorea, Rhabditida, Strongylidae.
AUGUCGGCGAGACGUAUGGCCAAGAACCGUUCUCACUUUGAUGUUGUCCAGCCUGGACCAUGCAUUGAUAAGCUGAAAACAGCAACAACUACGGCAAGAAAAUCUUCAUUGCCGGUCCGAACUGACGGGGGUCCUGAAGGAGACGUACUUAGCUUCGAAAUGGAUCCACAAACGUUGGCCACUCGAAAAAAGAAGGAGAGACAAGUUAGUGGCGAAACAUUUAACUCAAACUUCGAAGACAUACAUAAAUAUUAA